AUGAGCGAGGAAGAAAUCUUGAGGAAGGCGCUGAAGCCGCCAAAGGUGGAUUCGGCACUGAUUGUGCAGCUGUGCCAGGAGGAGUUUGGAUUGGAAAACGCCACUGUGGAGAAGGAGUUUGAUUCCUACGAUGACAGGAACUACCUCAUCUCCGCAACACGAGGCAGCUUCGUGUUCAAGGUUCACAACGGAGCGGACUCACGGCCGGAGAGGGAGACGUUCCUCGAUGCACAGAAUAAGUUGCUGCUGCACCUGCACAAGAACAAGGUCGCAGCACCAGUGCCGCUGCCGCUCGCCUCAAACCCGAAUCAACACAUCAUCUACAAGGAGCUCCAGCGACCAGAUGGCAAGAAAGUGCGCCAUGGCAUUCGCUUGCUUGCGUAUUUGCCCGGCAAACUGAUGUGCGAGGUUGAACAUACGGACGCCGUCCUGGCCGACCUCGGCGCCUCCCUCGCACGCAUGGACCUUGCCCUUCAAAGCUUCGACCACCCGGGCUGCCACCGCGUGCACCUGUGGGACCUGCAGCACCUGUCGCAGCUGCACGUGUUCCUGCCCCACAUCACAGACGACAGCAAGCGUGCGCUCGCCACCAAGGUGAUGGAGCGAUACGAGGCGCAGGUGCCGCAGCUGGCCAGCGCCUUGCCCUCGUGUGUGCUGCAGAACGAUGCAAACGACCACAACAUCGUGAUGAGCGAGGACGGAAGUGGUGUCUCCGGGUUUCUUGACUUUGGCGACGUCGUUCACUCGUGGCGCAUCAACGAGCUCGCCAUCUGCAUCGCAUACGCGUGCCUUGAGAAGUCGGAUUUGCAGCAUGUGGCGUCAACCAUUGGGCGCGAAUACCAGGCCAUCCUCCCACUCACGCCAGCCGAGCUGUCUCUCCUUCACACCCUCACCGCAGCACGCCUGUGCCAAAGCUGCAUCAUGAGCGCAUACAGCUUCAGCCAGGAUCCAACCAACACGUAUCUGCUCGUUACGGCGGCGCCAGGGUGGCAGGCGUUGCAGGCACUCGUGGAUAUGGACGAUGCCCAGGUCAAGGCGUUCAACUUUGGGCACGCACCGCCAGCAGCAAAACAUGGCAAGCAGGCAUAG
Molecule: messenger RNA, 1089 nt
Organism: Salpingoeca rosetta
Lineage: Eukaryota; Choanoflagellata; Craspedida; Salpingoecidae
Exons: 6
Coding region: 1-1089 (362 amino acids)
Molecular function (GO): amino acid kinase activity
Source: RefSeq, a predicted model, not a curated record